Molecule: messenger RNA, 661 nt
Organism: Gossypium raimondii (Peruvian cotton)
Lineage: Eukaryota; Viridiplantae; Streptophyta; Magnoliopsida; Malvales; Malvaceae
Product: calcium-binding protein KRP1
Exons: 1
Coding region: 221-523 (100 amino acids)
Molecular function (GO): calcium ion binding
Source: RefSeq, a predicted model, not a curated record
AAAAAUGGUGCAAGAAGCUCCCUCUAGUAGUUAGAACCACAAAACUUUAUCUUUACUGUAAAUUGUCUGCAAUGGCUCCACUCUUUCCUGGAAAAUCCCCAAUUGUUUUCCUCUAUCUCCAUUAUUGUCCCCUUCAAGAACCUCCUUUAUAUAAACCCCUCCCGUCCUACUACACAAGUUAAAACCUAAAAAGCCCUUCAAAAAUCUACGGUGUUCAACCAUGGAAGAAGUAAUCGACAUUGUGGUUGAUUUCGAAGACUACUUCCCUUCAAUGAUGGAAAAAUACGGUGCGGAAUGGUUGUUGGGAGAAGUAUGCAAUGGGUUCAGGCUGUUGAUGGAUGCGGAAAAAGGGGUGAUAACGUUCGAGAGCUUGAAGAUAAAGAGCGCGAUGUUAGGGUUGGGAGAUAUGGAAGAUGAUGAAAUUGUUUGCAUGUUGAGUGAAGGAGAUUUGGAUGGAGAUGGUGCUUUGAACCAGCUCGAGUUUUGUAUUCUCAUGUUUAGGUUAAGUCCUGGACUGGUUUAAUGAGAGACGGAAGAAGCAUGCAACAAUGUUACAAAAAAAAAAUUCUUCAUUGCCAUUUUCGUUACUCUUCUUUCCUUGUAUGAUAUUCCCAACUUUCUCAAUUCUAACAUUAAUGUAGUUUAUCUUUAUCAGUUGGUA